Caenorhabditis remanei is the source of this 216-nucleotide messenger RNA. RefSeq lists its product as uncharacterized. The transcript has a single exon. The record is from RefSeq and is a predicted model, not a curated record. Bases 1 to 216 code for a protein of 71 amino acids. NCBI's taxonomy places the organism in Eukaryota, Metazoa, Nematoda, Chromadorea, Rhabditida, Rhabditidae.
AUGUGGAGCAUGAUUGACACUACAUGGCCAUCACUGAAUCAUAGCAUCUUUGAUAUGGCCAACGUGGGUAGUUGCGAUCCGAAGACUGAGUGCCUCAAGGUUGUCUGCAAAAUCGAGAAGAGUGAUCUAGUUUUCGAGCACACUUUCACCAUGGAAGGAGGACGAAAGAUGAUUGUAAAAACUGUCUACUACGUUCCAGCCGACACAUUUAUUUAA